Sturnus vulgaris (Common starling) is the source of this 1101-nucleotide messenger RNA. The record is from RefSeq and is a predicted model, not a curated record. NCBI's taxonomy places the organism in Eukaryota, Metazoa, Chordata, Aves, Passeriformes, Sturnidae.
AUGAACGCGGCCGGCUUCCCCUGCCUGCGAGGCAUGUGCACUCUGCCGGCUCCCAGCCCCGCCGCCGCGGCCAGCCCCGGCUCCCCCGGGCCGGCGCGGGGGUCUCCGCAGGCGCCGCCGCCGCCGCCUCCCGCCGGGGGCCGCCGAAGGAAGCGGCCGGUGCAGCGGGGCAAGCCCCCGUACUCCUACAUCGCCCUCAUCGCCAUGGCCAUCGCCAACGCCGCCGAGAGGAAGCUCACCUUGGGGGGCAUCUACAAGUUCAUCACGGAGCGUUUCCCCUUCUACCGGGAGAACCCAAAGAAGUGGCAGAACAGCAUCCGCCACAACCUCACCCUCAACGACUGCUUCGUUAAGAUUCCCCGGGAGCCCGGACAUCCCGGCAAGGGCAACUACUGGACACUGGAUCCGGCUGCAGAGGACAUGUUCGACAACGGGAGCUUCCUGCGCCGGAGGAAGCGCUUCAAGCGCACCGACAUCACCACCUACCCCGGCUACAUGCAGAACUCCAGCGCCUUCACGCCCCCGCCCGCCGGGCGCCCCACGGCACCCACAGCGCCCUACCCCAAUGCCCUCUGCUCGCCCGGCUACGGCCCGCAGCUCUCCAGCAGCGUUUUCCACCCCUACGCGGCCGGGGCAGCACCGCCGGCACAGCAUCCCAGGAUGUUCAGCAUCGACAGCCUCAUCAGCGGGCAGCAGGCCCUGCAACCCUCGCCGCCCUCCGAGCUGGGCCACCCAUCGCUGGGCUUGCCCGGAGCCGAGCUGGCUCCUGCCUGCUCUGCCGGCAGUUCCGAGCCUCCCUGCUUCCAGGCACAGCCUGUCAGCCCCGGCUUGUUGGGCCGGGCCGGCCCCAACUCCCUGGCGUACCCCUACGCCGCCUCGCCCCCGCACCUGCCCGUGGCUCAGGGCAGCUACUCGCCCAGCAGCCCGCAGCUCUACGGGGCUCCCAACAGACUGGCCCUGCCGGCCAUGCGGCCCCCGGCCUGUGCCGAGCACGGCGAGCAGCUGCUGGGGCUCUCCGCCUCACCCCUCGGCCAGUUCGGCUCCAGCAACACCUACAUGAGGCAGCCCAACUUCCCCGCCGGCCUGGAGCGGUACAUGUGA